AUGCAGAAAAAUACACCAUCAUCUAUUGGUGCUUACAUACCUGCUUCCUUAGUACAAAAUAUUCUUGGCUGGCAUGAACAAGCGUUAGAAACUAUCUCGGAUCAAGUUAAGACUACAAGAGCCACCCAAGAAGAAAACAUUUGUUUACGUCAAAAAAUUGAUAAACUCGAAAAAGAAUUACUUUCUCUAAAGCAUAACUAUUUAAUUCGACACGCUGCUACGGGCGAAAAAAGUGAAAUUUCGAUGGAUUUAGAUGAAAGAAUAUCAAAAUCAAUUGAUAUUGAUAUUGAUCAUAUUGAUAAACAAGAAAACUUUACAGAACAUCACCAAAAUCCGCGUGCAUUUCGCUUUUUGUCUUCAUCAACGAGUAUUGCAUAUGAAAAUGUUUCUUCGGGUUUGACACAGACUGAAUGGACAGUGAAAUAUUCAGAGCUCAAAUCAAAAUAUGAUAAACAAAUGGAAGAAUUUCAAGCCUUUAAAGAACAUUAUGCGAAAAGAUCAGUAGAAUGGAAACGUUUCAAAAAAUGGAUUUUAAAGGCAAAACCUGAAUUGAUUCAGUCACAUACAGAAAAGGAAAUAAUGAAUGGUGCUUCUAGAUCAAAUACGGAGAUUAACUCUGAACCUCCCGAAAUUGAUAAUAAAACCAAAAUAUGUGGUGCUCUCACUGAUAUCACAAACGUACAAAAGCAAGUUACCAAUAUUUAUGAUGACGACAAUGAUUCAAUUAUCGACAUCAAUAACAUCAAUAACACAUCAUUAUGUUCAUCAAAUACAAAUAAUGACGAUAACCAAAUUUCGUUCCAAACAUUUUCUUCCGAUUUUGAUGAACUAAGCUCAACAUCAAACGAUCUUGAGAAUCGUGCUCAAAUUUGUAACCGAAAUUUAGACUUUUCAAUGAAAAAUAAAAAUUAUGAUUCACAAAUUGGAACAAAUUUUAAAAAUCCAAUUGAUGUCGAAAAGUAUGACAAUUGGUUUUAUUCCGAUGAUGAGGUUGUUCAAAAAUCAAAUAGAAAAAGAUCAGUUGAUAUGGUUAACAAAUUAGAAUCUAGAUUUCCAUCAUCAGUUAAUAACAAAAAAUGUAAACAAAUAUUCUCAAAAGAAAAAGAAAGCGAAGAUUUAACAUUAAUACAGUUGAAAACACGAAAUGAUGAUGAAUCCACUACAGAAGUCAUUAUUUGUGAUGAUGAUAUAGAAGAAAUGGAAUUACCUGCCACAUCAAACACAUCAUUUAAUAAAAAGAAUAAGAAUAAAUGUGACUCCGAACCUAACUAUAGAAUUAUAGAAGCAUCAAGAAAAAAGAGUGACCGUUGUAAAUGGAAAGGUGAAGAUUGUCGUGAUUGUCAUCGAUUCUAUAAAGUUGCAGGUCCAUUACCAUUACCAGAUUCUGUUAGAACAUUUGGAUACGGCCAUGAUAAUAACGAUCAGGAACAAAGUCCUGAAUUACUUAUUGAAGCUCAUAUGCAACAUGUCUCACGACAUCGAACUUUAUACAGUCGCCCACUUACUCCUCCAGGGUUCUGGGAAGUCGACUUUCCUACGACUCAAAGAAUAGGGGAAAAUCAGGAAAAGACUAAAGAAUAUUCCAAGAAAAGGGAAGAACAAAAAAGAAAAGAACAAGAAUAUGAGAAAGAUCGAGAAAGAAAGUGGAAGAAUACUUUUAAAUAA
Messenger RNA from Diversispora eburnea, 1665 nucleotides. NCBI's taxonomy places the organism in Eukaryota, Fungi, Glomeromycota, Glomeromycetes, Diversisporales, Diversisporaceae. The record is from the annotation of a GenBank genome assembly.